This is a messenger RNA of Anoplophora glabripennis (Asian longhorned beetle), 2881 nucleotides long. RefSeq lists its product as uncharacterized. Bases 71 to 2197 code for a protein of 708 amino acids. The record is from RefSeq and is a predicted model, not a curated record. Gene Ontology annotation, molecular function: RNA binding. NCBI's taxonomy places the organism in Eukaryota, Metazoa, Arthropoda, Insecta, Coleoptera, Cerambycidae. The transcript is spliced from 7 exons.
ACGUCAGUCAAAAAAUGGCAGAUGUUGUCAACAAAGAGUAAUAAUGUAAUCAACAAGGCACAUUGUGUUAAUGACAAUGAGUAGUAACAAUUAUGUAACUCCGUUUUACUUCACUCAGCCCCCACCGAAUUAUAAUUUGAAUAAUUCUUGGAAUUAUAACUGGUCAGCUCAUCCCAGUCAAAAUGCUAGGGGUGCACAGGAUAACAGAAACUCUGCUGCACCUCCAUUACCUCCGGGACCGCCACCGCCUCCACCACCACCUUCAAAUCCUCGUACGCCCUCAUCACAUCCAGCUGUAAGCACGCCAAACAUAGAACAGAGAUCUCAAACAUAUUACAACAGUUCUAAUACACAAGGGAGUUAUCGGACCAGAAGAUAUAACAAUACCUCUUCUGGAGCAUACAAUAGCUCACCAGGACAAUAUGCUUUAUCUUCUGGACAAUACUCUUCCCCACCAGGGCAGUACUCCUCGGGCCAAUACAGCUCUCCACAGGGUCAGUACGGGUCUACACCAGGGCAGUACUCCAACACUUCUGGAUUAUAUAACAUAACCGGUUCCCCGAAUUAUGCCAGAAACUUUUACAACAAACGUAAACUUGACUCCGAAUCGGAUAAUUUGAAGAAAUCAAACAAGAAGAAGAAGAAACCUCUAUCGCAAAAUAUCCCACAGAGGAAGGACUGGUCAGUCAUGGAUGCUAAAAGAGCCCUGAUGGUCGAGAAAGAAUAUAAUAAAAGACAUAGAAGCCAAUCGCUGAUUAUAAAAUUUCCCGAUUUGGAGCUGAAUAGGGAUAUCGUGUCUAAGUUCCAUUCGUCGAUCGACAAUGUCCAUUUUCAGCAGCCGUCUACACCCAGAUUUUGUUUUGUGACUUUAAAGGAAUCUGCAGAUCCAGAAGUAGUUAUCAAGGAACUGAAUAAAAUCACCUUUGGCCAUGGAUACUUGACCGCGGAGUUCAAGAAAGACCGUGAAGAUGAAAUCAACAUAGGGCCGGAAGACAUUGACCCCUUAACCUUGUACGUUGGCAACCUAGCUCAGGAAGUCACUAAAGACGACAUGGUCAACACCUACCCCAAACAGAAAAGGAUAGAUAUAGGGUACGCCAAGAAGAUGAAAUACACAAGAUACGCUUUUGUAUCUUUCAAAAAUGUGGAUGACUCAAUCGAGGCAUUCCAAAAGACUCACGCGACACAAAUGUACUCGAAAAGUUUAAUAGUAAGGUUUCGAAGGCUGAACGGCACCGUAGGAAUGCCCGGCGAACCAAAACCCCAGUUGCCACAGAGGAGCGAAGGUUGUGAAAACGAGAACAGUUCUCUCGUGAAUUCGAUCAGUGACCAUAACGUUGUCGGUCAUAACUACGCCAACAAUCACAACCAAUCGUCUGACAUUGAAACUGAAAGUUGCACUAACUCCACCCUGGCUCCCUGGGAGAUGGUGGACGUGUCACAGUGGGAAACGGACACGGACAAGAGUGUAGACUUGAGUUCCGUGAAGCAAGAACCUUUGGACGACUCGGAUUACGAGGAAGAGGAUAGAAAACCGCCAAGUCCCAGACAAUAUAGUUCCCCUUUCGUUCCAGGAGACUUGGAUUUAGCAUUCUCCAUGCACAGGCCUAAAACCAUUCCAGAAAUAAAGAAGGAAAAAUACUGCGAGGAACUCUCCAUGUCGAGUUCCCUGGGAGAGGAGGGUAGCGAUUUAACGGUCGUAGAUAGAGCCAAACAGGCGAAGCCCUCGAGUCCUAAGCAAGCAGACAGUGUUAGUGUUACAGGGAGGACAAUGAACGACAACGAAAGUAAUAGUGAUUGUUCAAUCAUACCGCCGGACAAGAUCAAAAAGGAACCUGACAGGGCUCCCAGAGGAAGCACGUACCACUCUUUAAGAUCGUUACAUCCGAAACCUUUAAGCAGGGACAGUGUACCGGCAGAGGUUAAAAAGGAACCUUUGCCAGUGCCUAAGAAUUUACCCCAGGAGCAGCCUGUUCUGGGACUUGACUUUGCUAUGGGUAAUGACAAACGGGUGCCAAUUGAAAAUGUAGAAGGAGUCUUGAUGAUAAAAAGUGAACCUAUUGAUAAAGACGACGAAAAUGAUGGUGAUAGAGAUGACUCGAGCGAUGAUAGUGAUGAUUUCAACUUUAAUAACAUUUUGAGCAGUAUAGAGGCCAGAUCGAAACGACUGAAGAAAAUUAAGAAGUCCAUGCCGUGAUUGAUUGUUUUGUGGCGGGUAACGGAGUACCUACAAGGUGAGUCAAAAGUAAGGGAUAAUCCAAAUGUCUUGGGGCCCUCUGGGCAAUUUGUUUGAAAUUUAAAGGUAAUAAUUAUUAAAAACUGGUACUACAUUGAAUAAAUUUCAUUUCUGAAUGUAGAAAUGAAAUAUUAAAGUGAAAUAAAUGUAAACUCAAGUUUAUUUUGGUUUUCUAGAUACACUAGUUUUUAUUGUUGUACAGUUUAGAGUUGUGGUUCAUGUACAAUCCAGGAAAAUAUUAUUUUUCUUCUAUUGCUGUUUCCCCAAGAUUAGCUUGUUGUAAAGACACAAAGAUAUUACCUCAGAAAAUCAUUAUAGGCCGAUUCCAUCUUAGAUCAUGCAGAGCUACUCCAAAAUAUUUUUUUAUUGUUCUAGAUCAAAAAUAAGAGGACCACAAUUUUUUCUUUUUCCUCUCAGACGCAUAGUUCCGUCUAUUAUGUACUCGGAAAAUGCAUCGCUGAAAAGAAGAAUUUAAAAAAAAUGUUCCGAUUGCAUUUUGAUUGCUUAUUAUUUUUAUUUCUUGACAACAUAAAAUAAUUCUUAUUUUACCUGAUAGAGGGAAUGGAGCCCUUCAAGUCUACCUUUUCAAAAAAAUGUAAAUAAAUGCAUUGUUCGACAGAAAAUGCAUUUUUUCAAAAAAGUGCA